This is a messenger RNA of Fusarium oxysporum Fo47, 384 nucleotides long. RefSeq lists its product as uncharacterized. The record is from RefSeq and is a predicted model, not a curated record. NCBI's taxonomy places the organism in Eukaryota, Fungi, Ascomycota, Sordariomycetes, Hypocreales, Nectriaceae. Bases 1 to 384 code for a protein of 127 amino acids. The transcript has a single exon.
AUGCACAACCUCCAAUAUGCCAAGAAGCUGAGGACUUCUCAUUUCACUUUGGCUUCCGAGCACGAUGACACUCUGGUCUGGAUCAGCGGCACAAUCCACAGAACAGAAGUGGCCCUCGAGGAAUACCAGAAGAAUGUCCCCAAGGAAGACGUCAAAAACGCAACUCUGCGCGCGCUCGUACGAAAGAUGCAGGAUCAGAAAAAGUGGGAAGAAUGGGGUAAGGCUCUUGGAGCCAGCCAUUCUUCUCUCAUGGCCACGAUCAAUGUCAUGCACCACAUGAAGCCGAGAAACGCGGCGGAGGUGGGCAAGGAAAAGAAAGAUCCGACACGGGCUUGUAGCAUGCCUCUCAGAAGCUUGAAGCCCAAAACGAAUGAGCUCCCAUGA